Molecule: messenger RNA, 1020 nt
Organism: Clupea harengus (Atlantic herring)
Lineage: Eukaryota; Metazoa; Chordata; Actinopteri; Clupeiformes; Clupeidae
Gene: shcbp1
Product: SHC SH2 domain-binding protein 1 homolog B-like
Exons: 5
Coding region: 190-1020 (276 amino acids)
Biological process (GO): fibroblast growth factor receptor signaling pathway
Source: RefSeq, a predicted model, not a curated record
GACGUUGGUUAGCCUUAUUGGUUUCACUACCACUGCCGGGGAAAUUUUGAAAUUACAAGGGAGUGGAAACGUCGUAAAUUCUUGGCUAACUAAUUAGUAGCGAGAUCUGGCGCGAUUCUCAUUUAUUCUUUAUAGGACAGUUUCCUACCCAGCAAAAAACACUUGUCAGAGAGAACACGAAAAGAAAAAAUGGCCGAAGGCGUCGUUUGCAUGGAUGUUCAACGUCAAGAAGCUAACGUUAGCCAAACUGAACUGAGUGUCGACGCAGAGAUUGUAUGCAGUGAACAUUUUCGAAAAGAGACAGUCGAUCUCGAGGCAGAAAUGGAAAUUGGUGCAGUAACUAGAGAUCUUCUAGGCAAAGACGUUCUCCAGAUAUCGCAAGGACUAUUUCAGGACGAUGGUGACUGCGACGAAGACGAGGAUGACGAUGAUAGCGGCACUGACUACCACAACAGCGAUAAGUCUGGCACAAAUUUACUAAGGGCCGAACGAGAUGGAGAUACUGUCCUUCCAGACACCUUUCAGACUAACCAUCUUCUUUAUUAUGAGAGGUUUAAAGCAUACCAAGACUACAUGCUGGGAGAUUGUAAAACCUCAGAAGUAAAAGCUUUCACUGCAGACUACCUGGAGAAGGUUGUGGAGCCUUGUGACUGGCAAGCUGUGUGGUGCACAGAUGUUUUUGAUGUCUUGGUGGAGGUAGUGGAUGUAGACUACAAAGAAAUGAAGGCAAAGGUGGAGCUGCCAGUGCCUCUGCAGUGUGAGACCAGAGGCUGUGAGCUGACUGAGGAGGCUAUGAGGCGCUGCUGGAGGCCACGCUGCAGAAGGUUCCUCUGCAGGAGCUCAAUGUUGUCUACGAGGAGUCAGGAGACUUUGACGGGACUGCACUGUCCCUGGAACAUCUCAGGUUUUUCUACAAACAUAUCUGGAGAAAGUGGGAUGAAGAGGAUGAGGAUGAUGACUUUGACUACUUUGUGCGAUGUGUGGAGCCUCGCCUCAGGCUGUGAGUACUACUUACCUUGA